Molecule: messenger RNA, 819 nt
Organism: Spodoptera frugiperda (fall armyworm)
Lineage: Eukaryota; Metazoa; Arthropoda; Insecta; Lepidoptera; Noctuidae
Product: EEF1A lysine methyltransferase 2
Exons: 5
Coding region: 143-790 (215 amino acids)
Biological process (GO): peptidyl-lysine monomethylation; peptidyl-lysine dimethylation
Cellular component (GO): cytoplasm
Molecular function (GO): protein-lysine N-methyltransferase activity
Source: RefSeq, a predicted model, not a curated record
AAAAUCGACUACCGAAUGAAAUCGACUAAAAUUGUGAGCAGUGACAUGCAACGGCACAUCACUUCACAACAAUAAAACAACAGCUGUCAAAAUAAACACGAUAUUUUAUUUUUGUGUUUGUGUUACAUUUGUAUAAAACACAAUGGAUGACUCAGAACUGGACCCAUCAGAGCUAGGAACACAGGAAUACUGGCAGAGGGCUUACAUAAGAGAAAUAGAGAACUUCGAGGAGAGUGGAGACAGCGGGGAGGUCUGGUUUGGUGAGGACAGCGCUGACCGAGUGAUCGACUGGAUCUGUAACUCUGGGCUGGAUAAGGAUACUGCUGUUAUUGAUUUAGGUUGUGGCAACGGCUACACGCUCACAGAGCUGGCGCGGGAGGGCUUCACCAACCUGACCGGAGUGGACUACUGCCAGGAGGCUAUAAUUCUCGCUGAGAAGGUGUCACAGGCAGAGUUCCCACACAUUAAGUACAAGGUGUUUGAUAUAACGCAGGACUGUGUGAAGGAGCUGGGUAAAUUUGGCAUAGUUCACGAUAAAGGAACAUACGAUGCCAUCGGACUCAACCCUGAGGACCCGAAGACGUGUAGAGAGAAAUACAUUGAACAAGUCGACAACUUACUAAGCGAUGAUGGUCUAUUCAUAAUAACUUCAUGUAAUUGGACGGAGGAAGAACUAAUAAAGCAUUUUUCUGAAAAAAUGAAGCUGAAACGUGUGCUACCGACUCCACAGUUUAGGUUUGGCGGGAAAGUAGGCAGUGUCGUGUCAUCAGUAGUGUUUGAAAAGAAAUGAUUAAAAAUAUAUUUUACUAUUGUCAUAAA